AUGCUUCAUCAAAUGGUCACUGUCCCUACAGAAUAUCUAUUCCAUGAAGCCAUUAAAAAGAAAUCCUAUACCAACCUUGUAGAGGCUCGUCAGAAAGCUGAAGUGGUAGGCCAAGAAGCAGACUUACAAGAAUCACUUCGAAAUUUUGUCCGCCAACAAUGCAAUGGCGCAACCCCUAUUCAUGGCAAGUGGAUGCCACUGAGGCCUUUACUUUGGAACUCAACUGCACCAUUAUUGCUGGAUCUGGAAAGACUUUGGCUUAUGUUAUGCCGUCCUUCAUACAGAAGCUCAGCACUGACCAUCAACGAAGUCCUUGCAUACCAUAUUUUUGUGUCAAUGAUGGGCUCGUGA
This is a messenger RNA of Serpula lacrymans var. lacrymans S7.9, 351 nucleotides long. RefSeq lists its product as uncharacterized. Lineage: Eukaryota; Fungi; Basidiomycota; Agaricomycetes; Boletales; Serpulaceae. Bases 1 to 351 code for a protein of 116 amino acids. The transcript has a single exon. The record is from RefSeq and is a predicted model, not a curated record.